GUUCUCCCACAAACAUAUAUCUAUAUAUGUAUUAUAAUUUCUUUUUGUCUUUACAGAAUGCUUCCUAGGAUGAUUAAAAUUUUGGGUCAGUUCCAAGAUUUCAAUCUUCCAAUGUUUCAUUCAAGAAUGAUUGUUUUACUUCUCAAUUGUGUAGUCUUCCAUGUUGAAGCACAAUCCUUAGGCAGCAGCACAGAUACUACUUCUGAGGAACAAUCUAGUUAUCAACCAGGUGUUCAUAUGGUUAUUGGUGUUCUCUCUAUCAUGUUCGCACUAACUUUUGCUCUCCUUGUCUAUGCUAAACACUGCCAUAGAGAAGCUCCUGUUUAUGGAAACAAUCACACGGGUACAAGACUUAUCAGCACAAGCUCUCGAUUUUCCGGUAUUGACAAGACAGUGAUUGAGGCACUUCCUUUUUUCAGAUUCUCCUCUCUUAAAGGGUCAAAGGAAGGUCUUGAAUGUUCAGUCUGCCUGUCAAAAUUCGAAGAUAUUGAAGUUCUCAGAUUGCUGCCCAAAUGCAAACAUGCUUUUCACAUUAGCUGCAUUGAUCACUGGCUGGAAAAGCACUCAAGCUGUCCUCUGUGCAGACACAAGGUUAGUUCUGAGGACCUAACAUUCAUUACCUACUCAAAUAGCAUGAGGUUCUUGUGGAAUAACCAAUCAGAGCACCGACAAGACUCGAAUAUAGAGCUCUUUGUUCGGAGAGAGGAAGAGCAUCGUGGUUCUUCAAGAUUCAGCAUAGGAGGCAGCUUUCGAAAAUCCGAAAAGGUUGUUGAUAAGGAAGAGGAAAUGUUAAUCCAAGAAGAAGCUGCUGAUGAGACAGAGGAGGGUCAGAAAAUCCUGCACAAGCACAAACACAAAAUUGUUGUAUCUGACUUUGAGUUUAAGAACAGAUGGAGCAACGUGAGUUCCUCUGACCUCAUGUUCCUGAACUCAGAGAUGCUUAAUACAAUGUCAAGCAAUAGAUUCUCUUCCGAACAUUUUAUUAAUGAGCAGUUUUCAACUGUGGAAACAACAGGGAAUGAGGACAUUAUGAAGAUUAGGGAGGAGAUAGGGAUGAAAAGAUUGUUUGAGAACAAAAUUAGUACAAUGAACAAAAACAGUACAGCUUCAAACCCAAUUUUACCUUCUACAUCAGAUGGCAUAGCAACUUCAGCUGAUGCCUCAAGUUCUAUGAAUCCAGGUGAGAAAAGAGCAAUGUCAGAAAUCACUGGUCUUUCAAGAUUUGGGAAUUUGGGUUUUAAGAACAGGACCAGGGAGCCUUCUUUGCUUGAAAACAAUGUGAAAGAGGAAAGGAGGAGGAGGCUUUGGUUGCCAAUUGCCAGAAGAACAGUCCAGUGGUUUGCCAACAGAGAGAAAAGGCCUCAACAGCCUUUUGAUGUGUAACAUGGAUCAGUGGACGCUUAAAGUUUCAUAGGUUUUAGGUGGUUUUUGUUUAUAAGUUCAACAGGAACAGACACACACUUUGAAUUGAACACUGUUUCAUUUAUGAAUUCCAUAGUGAGCAUUUUGAAUUCUUAAGGAUAAUAUCUUUCUUAUCAAAUUUCAAAUACCAACUUCUUGUGU
Messenger RNA from Prunus mume (Japanese apricot), 1563 nucleotides. The record is from RefSeq and is a predicted model, not a curated record. Lineage: Eukaryota; Viridiplantae; Streptophyta; Magnoliopsida; Rosales; Rosaceae.